Messenger RNA from Rana temporaria (common frog), 5407 nucleotides. RefSeq names its product AP2 associated kinase 1 (gene AAK1). Bases 538 to 4041 code for a protein of 1167 amino acids. Gene Ontology annotation, biological process: protein phosphorylation. The record is from RefSeq and is a predicted model, not a curated record. Gene Ontology annotation, molecular function: ATP binding; protein kinase activity. Lineage: Eukaryota; Metazoa; Chordata; Amphibia; Anura; Ranidae. The transcript is spliced from 19 exons.
AACCCGGGAUGAAUGGCAGUAGUGUGAUCAGUGCGCCCUCCUCCCAGCCGUGCACAACGAUCAUUCCUGGUGGUGACAACGCCGGAGCUCCGUACAGAACCGCACAUCGCCGGGGCCCUCCCCCCACCGGGUGACACAUUGUCAUAUCCACCGAUCUGCAGCUGGAGGCACCGGGAGGAGGAGGAGGCCGGAUUGGUGGAAAUCGAAGUCAUUUCCUGUGAAGGUUCAUUUCCUGGUUAGGACCUCACAGAGAUCAUCAUCAGCUGUACUGUCCCCGGGAUCAGCAUCCUCUAUGGGGCUCCCCGCCGCCCGGUAAUGUCACCCUUCCUCCCAGGAUCCGUGCCCGGACCCAAUCACACCCCAAUGAUGACCGGCCGAUCCCGGGCUCUGUAAGGCUGUCACCCGACAUCACCCUCCCUCCUAUACAUCGCCUGCGGCACCCAUCCCGGAUUGUUUAUUAAUAGAGGCCGGGGGCAGGAGGAGGAGGAGAAAGGGGCCUGUAUGAUAUAAGGCAUCGGACGUGUAGGGGCCCCAGACAUGAAGAAGUUCUUCGACUCCCGCAGGGAGCUCGGCGGAUCGGGCUCCGGGGUUGGUGGAGGAUCUGUCAGUGGGCUGGGCACCGGAUACAUCGGACGGGUCUUCACCAUCGGGAGGCACCAGGUCACCGUGGACGAGGUCCUGGCCGAAGGUGGUUUUGCCCUGGUCUUCCUGGUUCAUACCGGCAAUGGCAUGCGGCGUGCUCUGAAGCGCAUGUAUGUGAAUAAUGAACAUGACCUCCAGGUUUGCAAGCGGGAGAUACAAAUCAUGAGGGAUCUCUCUGGUCACAAGAACAUCGUCGGUUACAUAGAUUCCAGUAUUAAUUCUAUAAGCAGCGGAGAUGUAUGGGAGGUGCUUAUACUUAUGGAUUACUGUAGAGGAGGGCAAGUUGUAAAUCUGAUGAACCAGCGUUUGCAGACUGGAUUUACUGAGGCCGAGGUCCUACAGAUCUUCUGCGACACAUGUGAAGCAGUGGCUCGCCUCCACCAGUGCAAGACUCCCAUCAUUCACCGAGAUCUCAAGGUUGAAAAUAUUCUACUUCAUGACCGUGGUCACUACGUCCUGUGCGACUUUGGAAGUGCAACAAACAAAUGUCAAAACCCCCAGACCGAAGGUGUCACCGCUGUGGAUGAUGAAAUCAAAAAGUAUACCACACUUUCCUACCGUGCCCCUGAGAUGGUGAAUCUUUACAAUGGCAAAGUCAUCACUGCCAAGGCGGAUAUCUGGGCCCUGGGAUGUUUACUUUACAAGGUGUGCUUCUUUACCCUUCCAUUUGGCGAGAGUCAGGUGUCCAUCUGUGAUGGCAAUUUCACAAUUCCAGACAACUCCCGGUAUUCCUAUGACAUGCACUGCCUCAUCCGGUACAUGCUUGAGCCAGAUCCAGACAAGAGGCCGGAUAUCUUCCAAGUAUCCUAUUUUGCCUUUAAGCAAGCAAAGAGGGAAUGCCCUGUACCCAAUGUACUUGACUCUGUUAUUCCUGCAAAACUGCCUGAACCAGUGAAAGCAGGAGAAGCUGCUCUUAAGAAAAUCCAGCCGAAGGCCAGGCUCACUGAUCCAGUUCCAACAACUGAAACCUCCAUUGCACCUCGCCAGAGGCCCAAAGCUGGUCAGACUCAGCCGAACCCAGGGAUACUUCCUAUUCAGCCAGCUCUGACACCAAGGAAAAGGCCCACUGUUCAGCCUGCUGCUGCCAGCCCUGUUCCGGCUGGAGGCAUUCAGCCCACAGCCCCACCCGCUGUUCAGCCUGCUGUAAAGCCAGUGGCUCAGCCUCAACAACCGGUGAAGCCUGCUCAGCCUUCCCCACAGCCCAAUGCCAUAGUGACCACCACAGCCCAAACUGCAGCAGCUCUGCAGACCCCAGCAGCACCGGCGGCUCAGCCUGCACCUCUUCCGCAGCAGCAGAUCUAUAUAAAGCAGCAGCAACUUCUUCAACAACAACAGGCAGCAGCAUUGUAUCAGCAACAGAUGCUUCAGGCUCAGCAGAUACAAGCCAUGCAGCAGCAGCAGAUGAUCCAGGCCUACUAUCUUCAGCAGCAGCAGCUGAUGGCCCAGCAGGCUGCAAUGCAACAGAAAGCAGCUCAGCAGGUUGUAAUGCAGACCCCCUUGCCUGCUCAGCCUCAAGCUGUGCCAGCUACUGUGCAGGUGCCCGCUGCCCAGGACCAGGGGGUUCAAGCUCCUGUAAGGAUUAUCCAGAAAUCGCUGCCAGCAACAACACUGCCCAGUGCAGGACCUAAAUUAGGAUCCCUUACCCCUCCUUCCUCUCCGAAGACUCAGCGUGGAGGACACAGAAGGAUACUCAGUGAUGUCACGCACAGUGCUGUCUUUGGCGUUCCUGUUAGCAAAUCUACUCAGCUUCUCCAGGCUGCAGCCGCUGAAGCCAAUCUCAAUAAGUCAAAGUCGGCUACAACAACCCCCUCUGGCUCACCAAGGACUUCUCAGCAGAAUGUCCACAAUCCCCCGGAGUCUUCUGGCUGGAACCCUUUUGAUGAUGAUAACUUCUCAAAACUCACCGCUGAGGAACUCCUAAACAAGGACUUUGCGAAGUUGGGAGAGAGUAAACCACCAGAGCAACUGAGCAGUUCAGCAGAGGACCUCCUGUCAGGCUUUCCACCCCCCCCUGCUGUGUCUCAAGCGGAUACCUUUGGUCCUUCUCUGUUUUCCAGUGGAACAGCUGCGGAUAAACCUGUAGACGUGCAGGGUCAGGAUCCCAGCCCUCCAUUGCACAAAACGCCUGACCCAUUCUUACCUCUCCCUCUGUCCGACGCUCCAGAGAAAUUGAUUGAGGGUCUCAAAUCUCCAGAGCCCCAGCUUCUGCUUCCUCACCUUGUACAGCUGGCAGAUCCCUUUGGGAGCACCUCCGAGGCUGUGAAUGGAAAAGUUGAACCUGUGGUGGAGAGCCUCAUUCCAGGGCUUGAGCCUCCUAUGCCCCAGCGCCUCUCAUCCCAGGCCGACUCCAUUGCUUCAAAUCGUACAGGUUUGCUUCAAGGUCCACAUGCUUUCCCACUGGGGAAUGAUGGAGCACCUGGUGUUGGAGCUGCCCCUCUAUCUACUGAUAACUCUGAUAUUUUAGAGUUGAAGGCUGAGUGUCCAUCAAAGGGUCCAUCCAGUUGCAGUUCUUUUCAUAGCAGUGAAGAAGAAGGUACAGACCAUGAGACUGACCUGUUGGAUUGCAGCGGCUCAAGACCACUUCUAAUGGAAUCAGAUGAAGAAGAAGGUUCUAAAAAGACCAGGGAAACGGCAUAUGUAAAACCCCCAGAAGAAGAACUUCAUUCUAACCAGAUGUCCCAUGUUUUUAAACUUUCAGACAGGAUGAACCAGGUCUCUGCAGCAGGCUAUAAUGAAGUCGAUGUAUUUUCCACAGCUCCAUUCAGGAGUUCCAGGGUAUCACAGGAUGAUUCGGAUAUAUUUACUAAUGCUCCAUUUGUGGCCAAGCCCAAUACUGUUUUAAGCCAGGCAGAGGAACCUGAUGUUUUCCUUAGAGCUCCUUUUACAAGAAAAAUAAGCGUUGAAGAGACAGAUCCCACUGCCAUAUCUCAAGCUCAUGCAUCUCUCAAAGGGCUCGAUAUGGCAUCAGUUGGUAAUUCCACAUUCCGAAACACAGACUUGAUGUUGGGCGGCACUGCCAUGAAGACUUCAUACACUACUGGAAACCUGUAUGCACAUUCCAGCAGAAGCAUUGAGUCAUCCGAGGACCCACCGAGUGCAGAUAAUCACAGAAUCCCCAACCAAGAGGCAGCCCAGGAGAUAGUGUUUGGGACUGUGGUUACAAAGCCAUUCCGCCCUCAGUCUUUGUCCAAAUAUUCCCGUCACUACAGCCCUCAAGAAUUGCAGCCUGUUGAAGCACAGCCCAUUGCUGCUUAUAAAGUUGUAUCUCAUGUUGCAAAAGCCUCUGUGGCUGGAUCAGUUCCCAUCAACCCAGUGACUUACAGAACUUCAGACAUCUCAAGUGCAGAUCCAUUUGGCUCGGCUCCCUUUCCUGCCAAAGCUGGAAGACAAAAUCCAUAAAAUAUAUGAUUUAUCUAGUUUAUGCUUUGUAUCUUAGAAUUCCCCAAACACUUAUACCCGAUAUUGCAAUGCACUUCUUAUUAAUGCAUUAAUCCUUUUUUUGUUACAUCACAUUCUUGUUUUUCUUUUCAAAGAAGGAACCUUACUGUAGUGCAUCAGUUACCUCUACAGAUUUCCAUAAACCAGUAGAAUUUUGUUGGAAAAUAGAACAAAAUUUCGAGAAACAAACAUUUUCUAACAGUUAAUGUGGUCAAAUUGACGUUUUCUAUCAUAGUCACAAGAAAAUUCAAACGAAAUCCUAACUGUAAAUCUUUUUUUUUUUUCGGGGGGGGGGGGGGAGACAAAGUGUAAUGCAUGUAUUCAAGUACAAAAGAAACAUGUUUAAUAUAUAUGGGAUUCCAUUGACGUAGCAGGUCAAAUUUGUAAAGGUUUUAUAAUAAAAUUAAUUAACUUGGAAAUGGCCAUAUUAAAUGCUUUGAAAAACAAUUUCCGUACGAACGUUAAAACAAAAUUCUACUGGUGUGUGGCUGAUUUAAUUUGAUUACAAGAAUGAGCCCUAUUGUUACUAAAACUUACACGAUCCGUGGUUUCUUCUGAACGAGUAGCCUUUAUUUUAUUGGCUGCACGCCUACAUGUGUAAACUACUUUUGACCUGGGUGUAUUUUCACAUAUUUGGUAGCAAAAGGAACCCCAUUGGAUUGCAGCUGAAAUUAAAAUGAUUCCUAAAGUUUAUUUGAAUAAGCACUAUAAAAAUAUUUAAGUAGAUUAUAACUCCAACUGCAUCACCUUUGAGUCUUUACCUACUUUUGGUAGCCUUCUGAUUUCAUGACGGUAUGUAUGGUUUGUUCUACUGUCAUUCAAAUUAUUUUAGUGUUGUGUAGAAAAGUUGCUGCACUUAACUGUGAGACCAACAUGGUGCUUGGUGACCACAUAAGUGUUUAUGCACCCAGGCUUCUACUUCUAGUUUUCCCACUUUCUCUAUUACCUGGCACAGCUGAGGCAACCAUUUUAAAAGCAUUGUGAGGUCUGGGGUAGGCAUACCACGGUGGCUGAUGGUACAGAGGUGGGCUUUGCCCCUAAAUUGGCAUUGAUUCUGGGAGUUGGACAAUGGCAUCCUCGAGUGCUAGAUGGAGAGCCUUGGCUGUGACAGAUUUCACACAGGUUCCCUUUAAUCCAUCAUUGAUGGGUGUAAUGGGUUAAUGCAUUAAUGACCUUUUUUUGAGUUGUUUUUUUUUUGUCCAAUAUUAAAAUUUGUGUUUUAGUUCAGUUUGUUCUAAAUCCUUAGAAAUUGAGGUGCCUUAUUUAUAGAGAUGAACAAUCUUGUCCUGCCGUGCAUUGUCUGGUAUUAAAUUCUUCAGUUCCUAUA